AUAUUUUAAUUUGUAUCGGUUAUAAUUCGAAGUUUCUCUUACUUAUCAGCUUUAAAUUUGUUUAUUUCUUAUAGUGUGUGAUAGUGUUUAUAUUAAAAAUGCGUGAUAAGAGACGAGAAACUGAUAACGCAACGACUACAUGUGAUACAGUCGACCUGUAAGUUGUUAUUCUUGUGGCCUUAAUGUGACAAAUGAAACCUUCUUCAUUGCCUUCUUAGCGUAGGAUUAUGUUUGUGAUAUUUCCUUCCUGAAAAUGCGUAGAAAAUGAUAAUUAUAUAUAAUGGUAUUGAGAAUACCUUUAGGAAAAUUUAUUGUGUGCGUUAUAGCAUUUACACAUUUGAUAUUUUUGUAUGAUGGCAUAUAUUCUAUGAUACAGGAUGAACAAUUUUAUGCAAGAGAAGAUGAUUUACAAUACGAAGAAAGAGUACAAGCUAUAUUUUUAUACGGUUUACACAUUGUACUUAUUUAUUUGUUAAUUUAUUCUGCUUAUAAGAACAUUGUUAGCUUACUAAUACCAUGGUUGGGAAUAACUUUUCCAGUAUUCAUAUACAUGACAUUCAAAGUUCUAAGAGACAUGAAAUGGUACCGUUUUUCGGAUCUACUGGAUGGCUUUAUUGAUGUUGGUAUUUGUUGGCUUUUUUGGACCUUUACUUACUAUGUUUACAAGUCACGAGACUAUCGAAAUUAUGAUAUUUUAGACAAAGGUUACUUUUAUAUUAACUAUUUUUUGAAAAUAGUUUUGAGAAGAGUUUAAUAAAAUAUAACAGUUAUAUUUUAAGAAUUGUUUAUUUUUUAGAAUUAACAUUUGUUUGUAAAUUUAUAUCACAAUGUUGUAACUCAAGCUUUAAUUAUCUUUAAAUAAAAUGCGACUUGUUGGUCCCUAAUUUAUAUGUUAAUUUAGCGAAAUUAUAUAUUUUUUAUAAAUUGUAUGUUUCAAUAAACCUCCUAUUAGUGUAUUUUGCUUUAAGUUGUAUUUUAACACGAAAUACCACAUUAACCA
Molecule: messenger RNA, 1000 nt
Organism: Psylliodes chrysocephalus
Lineage: Eukaryota; Metazoa; Arthropoda; Insecta; Coleoptera; Chrysomelidae
Source: the annotation of a GenBank genome assembly